This is a messenger RNA of Trichoplax adhaerens, 957 nucleotides long. RefSeq lists its product as uncharacterized. The transcript is spliced from 2 exons. NCBI's taxonomy places the organism in Eukaryota, Metazoa, Placozoa, Uniplacotomia, Trichoplacea, Trichoplacidae. The coding region runs from base 1 to 957 and encodes 318 amino acids. The record is from RefSeq and is a predicted model, not a curated record. Gene Ontology annotation, molecular function: hydrolase activity, hydrolyzing N-glycosyl compounds.
AUGUCCGAUCGUUAUUGCAUUAUCGAUACCGAUUGCGGUAUUGAUGACUCCCAAGCGAUUAUGAUUGCAAUUUGUCAAAAUGUCAACAUCCUAGCUAUUACAUGCGUUACAGGAAGUGUUCACGUCGAUCAAGUAGUAAAAAAUGUCGCUUACGUCUUAAAAUUAUGUAAUCGAAGCGACAUACCUGUUUACAAAGGUGCAGCUAAGCCUAUUCUUGGUAAGCCUGUCUAUUCCACUGAGUUUCAUGGACGAGAUGGUUUAGGUGAUAUACCAAAUCGAGAGGACGAUGAGGCUUUCUUAAACCAAGUUUUACGAAACGAAGACGGUAUCAGUACACUAGUACGUUUAGUAAACGAUUAUGAAGGAAGGAUAGAUAUCGCAUCUAUAGCUCCAUUGACUAACAUUGCUUUAGCUCAGCGGCUUGAUUCUACGUUCGCAAGUAAACUAUCUAGUAUCACUAUUAUGGGCGGUAAUCAUGAAGGCAAAGGUAACACAACACCAUCAGCAGAAUUUAAUUUUUAUAGUGAUCCAGAGGCUGCUCAUAUUGUUAUUAAAGAAUUUCCUUCUGUUUGCAUCACUCGACUUGUAACAUGGGAGACGGCAUUACUUCACUCAGUUAGUUGGCAAUGGGUUUGUCAAUGGCUCACAUAUCGCAGUGAAAAGGGUCGUUUUAAUCAUGCAGUAUUUUCUAGCAAUUUAAAGUUUUAUCGUUCAAAACUUUUCACAGGUAUGGCUAUUUGUGAUCCUAUCGUGAUGGCUUUAACAUUUAAUCCUGAAUUAAUUAUUAAGAGUGCUAAAGUGAACGCCGAAGUCGAAUUAAUUGGUAGAUUGUCUCGGGGUCAAUUAAUUGUAGAUUGGCUUGAAAUUGACACUAGUCAAACGCCAAGAUUAGAAAUCAUAUUAAAACUCAACAUUGAUGCAGUUAAGAAUAUGAUGAUCACCGCAGCACAAAAUUAG